AUGGCAAUUGAAGCUGGAGGUGAAGAAAAUUUAGGGCACUUGAAGAAAGACCAUCUAAAUUACUGCACAAGGUUAAAAAUGAAGCAAAUAGAAGGAGAUGAUGCACAAGAAGUAACCGACAUAAUGUAUUUAGAGCUUGAAGGAGAUGAAAAGAUUGAGUUGUUUGUGUGGCUUCUACAAACUUUCAAAAAGUCAAUGGGGGGAAAAAGUCCAAUAUCAAUCUUUACAGAUCAGGAUGCAACAAUGAACAAUGUCAUCAGUCAGUGUACUAAUAAAUCAGUUGCAUCAUCGGCUUUACCACUAUCUGGAUUGCUAAAACAUGCAUCAGAAGUUUACACGUUGUCACUAUUCAGAGACUUUGAGGAGGAAUUUGGAUAUUCGAUUGCAACAACAAAAAAAUUAAUUUGGACACAAGGUAAUACUCAGUUCUAUGUUGUGUCCAUCGAUGAAGAACCUUGGUCUGCACAGAGAGUAACAUACAUCCACGAGAGCCAGAUAGUAUCAUGUACGUGUAAAAACUUUGAAGCUUCGGGAUGGUUGUGCUACCACUACAUUAGGAUAUUGCACCUUCAUUCGGUUAACCGGAUUCCAGAACAGUACAUAAAAAAGAGGUGGACAAAAUCUGCCAAGUCAUCGGUUUGGAACAAAUUAGAAAAUGAAAAGCCGGAAGAGGUCUAG
Spinacia oleracea (spinach) is the source of this 678-nucleotide messenger RNA. RefSeq names its product protein FAR1-RELATED SEQUENCE 11-like. Bases 1 to 678 code for a protein of 225 amino acids. Gene Ontology annotation, molecular function: zinc ion binding. The record is from RefSeq and is a predicted model, not a curated record. The transcript is spliced from 5 exons. NCBI's taxonomy places the organism in Eukaryota, Viridiplantae, Streptophyta, Magnoliopsida, Caryophyllales, Amaranthaceae.